AUCACCAUGAAAAAGAAUUCGAUAUUAUUUUUGACGUUCCUGUUGAACGUAGUGUUGAAUUUUGUACAAUCUGAAGAAUACGUACCAAACUUACCACCUUUCUUCAAAAUAUGUCACCGGAGUGAUCCAAAUUGGAACAGAUGUAUGAAAAGCAGUAUGGAACAUAUAAAACCAUAUCUGAAAGAAGGAAUUCCAGAUUUUAAUAUACCUCCUUGCGAACCAUUACACAUCGAUCGACUAGAUUUCAAUCAAACAACUGGUUCAAGUUCUAUAACCUCUUCUUUCACUGAUAUCAAAAUUUACAAUGGAAUUAAUUUCGUUCUAAAGAAUAUCAAGUUCGAUGUGAACAAAAAUGAAUUAAAAUUGAAAAUAAAUAAUCCACGCCUCGAAAUGGUUUCAAAGUACAGUUUGCACGGAAAUAUUUUGAUGUUACCAAUCACAGGAAAUGGAUCAUCUUCUGCCAAUUUAACCGACAUUGAUUUCUUUUUAAAAGUUCAAUUACAACGUUACCAUGAACCUAAAACCGGUCAAGAACACUUUCGAGUGAACGAUUUGUACGUCGAUUAUAAUAUACAUAACGUUAAACUACAUUUAGAUAAUUUAUUCGACGGUGACAAAACUCUCGCGGAAGUAAUGAAUUUAUUUUUAAAUGAUAAUUGGAAAUUAAUUGCCGUCAAAUUUAAACCUGCUUUGGAGGAAACUGUUAGCGGUAUAUUUAAAACCAUAAUGAAUAACAUUUUUUCCAAGUAUCCUAUCGACACAUUGCUACCAUUAUAAAUUAAUAAAUUAUUAUUUUAUUUUAUUUAAUAAGUAAA
This is a messenger RNA of Vespula vulgaris, 815 nucleotides long. Its product is annotated as protein takeout-like. NCBI's taxonomy places the organism in Eukaryota, Metazoa, Arthropoda, Insecta, Hymenoptera, Vespidae. The record is from RefSeq and is a predicted model, not a curated record. The transcript is spliced from 3 exons. The coding region runs from base 7 to 777 and encodes 256 amino acids.